GCGGAGGGCAUACGGUACGUACUUGAUACGGUCUCAAAAAAGCGCGCCAUUCUUCGGUGCUGAGCGGCUCGCCGAUUCCCCAAAAUUUCGCCAGAAUCGCGCGGGUCCAGAAGUCGACCACGGAUUCGGGCUCGAAGAUAUCGAAUCCGUGGUUGGUGGGUUUGUAUCCGAGCUCCUCCAGAGCCAGUCUCAUUGCUGAAAUGUUGUCAGUCCAUAAAAUUCGAGCCGCUUUACUGCAACAGACUGACAAGCAGUCCCCGUACGCGAGUGGCCAAAGGCAAGGACCUUGGGACCGAAGUUCUGAUAGAGCCAGGCAGAUAAAUCAGCGCCUUCUUUGACGACUCUGUACGAAAUGAGUGGAAACGGUCUGUGAUUAUCUCAAUGAUCCAAAAACACAACACAUGGCGAGAAACCAAAUAUAUAUUACGGCCGAUUCAGCACCGGCACUUCCCUUGGCCAGACAAUCGGCGCGGCUGAUUUGCAAGUCGUGUCCGAUGAUCGUUUCUGUGCUUUUGGAUCGUCCAUCUCGUCCUGGUGGUCAGCUCAAUCUUACAACAGGUAUGGUUGGGUGAUUGUGGGAUACCUAGCUGUCUUUCCGUGUUUGAGCGUUUCUGUGUAGCAUCGGGACCUUCCGGACGGGCUCAUGUUCAAUUUUCU
This is a messenger RNA of Mycena citricolor, 657 nucleotides long. The record is from the annotation of a GenBank genome assembly. NCBI's taxonomy places the organism in Eukaryota, Fungi, Basidiomycota, Agaricomycetes, Agaricales, Mycenaceae.